Cavenderia fasciculata is the source of this 768-nucleotide messenger RNA. It is a transcript of the gene nfyB, whose product is annotated as putative histone-like transcription factor. The coding region runs from base 1 to 768 and encodes 255 amino acids. Gene Ontology annotation, biological process: regulation of transcription by RNA polymerase II. Lineage: Eukaryota; Evosea; Eumycetozoa; Acytosteliales; Cavenderiaceae. The record is from RefSeq and is a predicted model, not a curated record. Gene Ontology annotation, cellular component: nucleus; CCAAT-binding factor complex. Gene Ontology annotation, molecular function: RNA polymerase II cis-regulatory region sequence-specific DNA binding; protein heterodimerization activity; DNA-binding transcription activator activity, RNA polymerase II-specific. The transcript has a single exon.
AUGUCAAAUCAAGAUGAUGGAGAUGAUGGAGGACAACAUAUGGGUGAAGAUGGACGUGAACAUGAUCGAUAUUUACCAAUUGCCAACAUUAUACGUAUCAUGAAAAAAUCACUACCACACAAUGCCAAAGUGGCAAGAGACGCCAAGGACACGGUACAAGAUUGCGUCAGUGAAUUUAUUAGUUUUAUUACAAGUGAAGCAAGUGAAAGAUGUCUACAAGAGAAACGAAAAACAAUCAAUGGUGAUGACAUUAUUGCUGCAAUGAUUACACUUGGAUUUGACAACUACAUUGAACCUUUAAAAGCCUAUCUAAGUAAAUACAGAGAAUCAGAGAAAAAAGAACCGAAUGGAGGUAGUAGUAGUAGUGGUGGUGGUGGUGGCGGUGGAGGUGGUGGAGGAGGAGGAGGAUCUGGAAAAAAACAAUCAGUCACUUCUCCAAAGAAAUCUUCUUCGUCAUCAUCAUCAACAUCUACAUUGGAAAACAACAACAACAACAACCAAUCACCUCCUGAAUCACCAAAUAUGACAUCAACAACAUCUACAACUUCAACUUUAUUAAAUCAAUCAAUGGAUCAAAAUUUACAACAACAUAAUAAUAAUGGACACGAGUCAAAUAAUAAUAAUAAUAAUAAUAAUUCAAUGUUUCCACCAGAUACUUCUCAACAUGACCAUUUAAAUUUUAAUAAUAAUAAUCAAAAUAAUAAUAAUAAUAAUAAUAAUAAUAAUAAUAAUAAUAAUAAUAAUAAUAAUAAUAAUAAUUUAAUAUAA